GGGGCGGGACUUCCUCGCUUCCUCACUGCGACGGACACUUGUGUACAAAUAAAGCGAGCACGGACUGACGUAAACACUAUGUGUUCCAGGCAAACCUGAGCCCAGAGAGUCCCUCAAAGUGCUCAGCUGAGGAACACUGGAUAUGUUCAGCUUGCCCAAUAUUCCUCAGUGCUAAAGGGAAUCCCGCCGCCCAUCAGAAUGAAGGGCCUUUUCCUUGUGGAGCCUGUGGUGGCUCUUUACGCUUUCUCCAGUUUUCUCAUCUACCCCCUGGUGCAGCAGUACGUGUACCGGAGGCUCUGGCAGGAACUGACCAACACCACCUACCCGGCGUCUGACAACACGUCCAGAUGUGCCACGAACAGCAGCAACCAGUCAAGUUAUCAUGAGAUGGUCCAGAGGCAGGCAUCGCUGUUCUCCCUUUACUCAGAGCUCUUCUCCACCAUCCCAUCCUUGUUUGUCACCCUCAUGCUUGUGGCAUACAGCGACCGCGGCGGACGCAAGAUCACCAUCAUCCUGCCUUUGAUCGGCACGCUGGCCUACACCUUGUCUUUUCUCACUGUGUCCUACUUCGAGCUCAACGUCUACUUGCUCAUCGGCUCUUCGCUCCUCAGCUCUCUGUUUGGGGGCUUGGGUACGUUCCUCGGCGGAUGCUUCGCUUACAUCGCGGACUUGUGUGAGGACGGCCAUCAGAAAACUAUGCGCAUGGCUGGACUGGACAUGAUGAUUGGACUGUUGUCUGGGGUGGCUUUAAUAUCAACAGGCUACUUCCUGAGAGCUGUAGGAUUUAACUGGCCGUUUUUAACCUCAGCCAUUUGCCUGUGUUUGACUCUACUAUAUGCAAUUUUCAUCCUGGAGGAGACCGUAAAGAAGACUCCAGCUGACGCCAUUAGUCUAGAAGGCUCUACUCAGCCCGCAGCCCUGAAGCAGAUGAUAUUCGGAGCCUACCAACUGUUUGCAGGGGCGAGCUGCAGGUGUAAAACCGUUUUGUUUCUCCUGAUGCUGAUCUUCACCAGUUACUCCUUUUCCUACAUUGGUGGCCUCAGCAUGAUGACACUUUAUGAACUGAAUGAGCCGCUGUGCUGGACUGAGAUUUUGAUUGGCUACGGCGCAGCGCUGUCCACCGCGAUGUUCCUGGUCAGUUUUGUGGGAGUGCUGGUGCUAACGUGCUGCGGUGUACCACAGCUGAUCAUUGUCCUGAUAGGAAUCUUUUCUGUGGCCUCAGGCAUGAUCAUGGUAGCGUUUGUCAAAACCACCCUGCUGAUGUUUUUAGUGAGGCUGCCAAUGCUCCUGUCUAUCAUGCCUUUCCCUGUGCUGCGUUCCAUGAUGUCAAAGAUCAUCUCAAAGUCUGAGCAGGGAGCCCUGUUUGCCUGUCUCUCCUUUCUGGACAGUUUGACCACCAAUGUGUCAACCGCCGUCUUCAAUAGCAUCUACGCUUCCACGGUGGCGUGGUCCCCAGGCUUCGUCUUCCUUUUGUCUGGAGGACUCUGUGCCAUCCCCGUGUUUGCGCUGAUAGCCGUGGGUCUGAUAGGAGUGGAUGUUCCCACAGAAGAGGUCAAAAAGCCAGAGGAGGAUUCUGUUGAAGAUCAUGAUGACAGAGUUCUCCUCCACUGAGCCACGUGCACUGUGACAAGUCUCAGAUUGAUGCAUAUUGAUUCCGACCCGUCUCGUCUCGGCUCGGCGGCUGGAUGUUGUUGUUUGGUGCCACCGUCCCACCCACCGUGUCCCAUUAAUGCCACCGCCCAGAGGAGCGUUUGUGUCCUCAGCCACGUCGACUGCUGGCGAGCCGGACUCUUAGAAAGGACGAUCCCCCCACAGCUCUGGAACACAGGCAAAGCAAAGGUCACUGUGGCAAUCAAUACUCUGCUGCCUGGUUCUGCUUCAGUGCAUCAGACUAACGAGCCAGCUGCUGGAUAAGAGACGUCAGCGUGGCCGAUAUCCCAACCUACACUACACUGUAUGGACCAGACAAAGAAGAAUCAGAAUCAACAUUAAUGAUUUUCAUUCCAAGUUAUUUGCAUCAUCAUCCACUUUUCUCUUGAUCUCUUUUCCAUUGCUUAUAUUCUCCACUUUUAUUUUUCUUACGCGGGUUCACAAUAGCUACGUUUGGUCGGGGCGUGCUCUUAAACACACACACGCCGGCUGAGGGAAGGGCCACAGGUCAAACCAGAAGCUCUCCAGUCUCACUCUAACAUUAGCGGCACCACAGGCCCAGUGCGCCUCCUGUUCAGCCACACUGGCACACAGCGAGGCAGCACGCGGCGCGUACAGAUGUGAGCUCACGCGCUCACAUCUGUAUUUAUCCGACUUUUGCCUCCGCCUCUGUUCUCUGCAGCGAGCUCAGUUUUACAGCUUGCACUUGGCCACGUCGGGAUUUCGCCGGCUUAUUAAUAGACGUUUUCAUUUGAGUUCGCAUCGACAGGGCUGAUGUAUGGCUCACAAGCAUCGGGUUCCUGAUUGUGUGGAAAGUGUGCGCUCAAGAGUUUAAACAGCAAAGGUUCUAUCUAUCUAACAGAUAUUCAGGAAUUUAUUGUCCCAGUGCAGUCAGUCAUAAAAGACAUAUAAAAUAAACUCAUAAAUGAAUGGUCCUAUAUUAGAAUAUAUAUCAGUAUUUCAAUACGUUUUACUGUCAACAAAUGAAGACCAAAACUAACAAUGUGCUCUGCUCCUAAAUAUGAACGUGCGGCUUUAAGCUUUAAGAAGCAUUUCUUUAAUGGCGGUAUCCUAAAUGAAAGCUUAGUCGUGUCAGAGCGUCCACGUCCGACCGUUUCGGGCUGGAAUCCCCCCCAGACACUGGCUUUUCAAAUAUUAUUGUUUAGCUUUCAUUUGUCUGAAUUAGCAAAUCCCUCGAUGUUCAACAAUGGAGUUAGAUGAUACAUCUGGACUCAGCUUUAAUGAAGGCUGUUAUCUGAGAUGGAUUAUAUUUGGUCUUUCGUGAACCCAAACAUGACAAAGGAAGUCUCCAUCCCAUU
Betta splendens (Siamese fighting fish) is the source of this 2969-nucleotide messenger RNA. RefSeq names its product solute carrier family 46 member 3 (gene slc46a3). NCBI's taxonomy places the organism in Eukaryota, Metazoa, Chordata, Actinopteri, Anabantiformes, Osphronemidae. Gene Ontology annotation, biological process: vacuolar transmembrane transport. Gene Ontology annotation, molecular function: transmembrane transporter activity. Bases 199 to 1611 code for a protein of 470 amino acids. Gene Ontology annotation, cellular component: lysosomal membrane. The record is from RefSeq and is a predicted model, not a curated record. The transcript is spliced from 8 exons.